Molecule: messenger RNA, 1145 nt
Organism: Oldenlandia corymbosa var. corymbosa
Lineage: Eukaryota; Viridiplantae; Streptophyta; Magnoliopsida; Gentianales; Rubiaceae
Source: the annotation of a GenBank genome assembly
CACAGGCGUGAAAAUACGAACAGAAACAAUAAGAAGAAGAAAAAUAAUAAUAAUAAAAAAAAAGAUCUCAAUUAAUUCAAGAAAAUGGCAAAACAAUUCGUUGCAGUAUUGAUUCUGUGCAUCGUCGUGGCUGCAACGGUGCAGAUUGAGAAGACUCAGGCAGAAGGCGUUGAGGAGAAAUUUAAAGAAUGCUACGACAACUGCCAUAAGAGCUGCUUCAACCAAAAUGGCAAUGGUUAUACUUUCUGCGAGAUGAAAUGUGAUGCCGAUUGCGGUGAGAAACAAAUUAAAGCCUCAUUGGAUGAGUUACAUAACUAAAUAAAUCGCAUGGACGCAUGCUCAAGCUCAUCAUCAGCUCAAGAUGCAGUGGAUCACAAUGCACUCCAACCAAUUUAUUAAGGAGAAAAUAAUUCACGAAAAAAUAAUUUUAUUUAUUUAUGUUUUGGUCGAACUUUUCUUCAUUUCUUUUGUCCCAAAUAUUUGAGGAAAAUGUCAUUUGCUCUGUCCAUUUUGUUUUGAUAUAGAGAAUACAUAUAAUCGUUUUCCUUAUUUGACAAAAGACUACCAAUCUUUUCUCUUUGUUUUUUCCCAAUGUAAUAAUUAUAUUAAUGUAAUAAUAAAUAUAAAAUGUCAACUUCGAUUCGAUCAUUCGUGUGAAUCAACAGUUGAAGGGGUCCACAUCUUCUGGAAAAUUCACUUAUUCCUUAUCUGUGGGUAUGAACAAAAAUUAUCUAUCUUUAGAUUCCGCCUCAAUCGUUGAUGCCAGCAAUUACGAUCAUGACUCUGGCUGCUUUUGACAAAGUUAUAUUCUCUUCACUUUCGAGUACUAUCGCAAUGGUAUCAAUUUUCGUGGACUCUGAAAACUAAAAAUUACACAAAAAUCUCAUAAUAAGUGUUAUGUAUAUGUAGACAAUGAGGCGCGAUGAAGUAGUGAUAAAUUAAGGCAUGAUCUCGAUAAAUCGUGGGUUCAGAUUACGUACAGAGGAAGUAAGAAAACAACGUCAAAGGAGAAUUUAUCAAUAAAACUUAAAACUCAAAAAGAUAGAGGGCUAAAGUUUCCUUAAGUCCGUCAAGCCUGUAAGAUCAGUAGGAUAUAGCUAAUUAUAGCGUUCUUUCAUCCCAAAUUAAUUUGAGUAAUUUUUUAG